Molecule: messenger RNA, 2127 nt
Organism: Pezoporus flaviventris
Lineage: Eukaryota; Metazoa; Chordata; Aves; Psittaciformes; Psittacidae
Product: platelet glycoprotein Ib alpha chain-like
Exons: 2
Coding region: 32-2008 (658 amino acids)
Cellular component (GO): plasma membrane
Molecular function (GO): protein binding
Source: RefSeq, a predicted model, not a curated record
AGCAGCGCAAGUGCUGGAGGGUCCGCGGGCCAUGCAGCUCCCUGCCCUGCUCCUGCUCCUGCUCCUGCUCCCAGCCCUGCCGGCCCCAGCCGGCACCUCCGACCCCGGCCAGCCCUGCCCGGUGGAGAUGAACAAGGUCAAGGACCUCCUGGAGGUGAACUGCACCGGGCAGGCUCUCAGCGCGGUGCCCCCGGGGCUGCCUGCGGACACGGGCAUCCUGCUCCUGGGCGCCAACCGCCUGGUGUCCGUGUCCAUCGCCUCCUUCCCGCCGCUCCCGCGCCUGCAGGACCUCGACCUGUCCGACAACGGGCUGGAGGCCCUGCGCGCCGGGCCCCCGCUGCCGGCCCUGCGGGAGCUCAUCCUGUCCCGCAACGCGCUGCAGGCGCUGCCCGCGCUGCAGGGGCUGCCGGCGCUCUCCCGCCUGGCCCUGGGGCACAACCGCGUGGCCGCGCUGCCCCCCGGGGCCUUCCGGGCCGUGCCGCGCCUGCAGGACCUGGACCUGCGCGGGAACCGGCUGCGGACCCUGCCCCCGGACGCCUUCGCGGGGCUCGGGGCGCUCAAGGACUUGGACGUCUCCGACAACGCCCUGGAGGAGCUGCCCAGGGAGCUGCUGCAGGACCUGCGGCGCCUCGAGACCCUGUGGCUCUCGGGGAACCGCCUGCGGAGCCUCCCCAGCGGCUUCUUCCCCGAGGGGCAGCUCUUCAUGUACGUGUUCCUCACCGAGAACCCCUGGCACUGCGACUGCCGCCUGCACUACCUGCGGGGCUGGAUCCGGCGCAACGAGGGCAGCGUCUACCAGCCCGAGCGGGGCCUGGAGAAGACAAAGGUGGAGGUGGCCCCCGAGCGGGUGCUGUGCCACAGCCCCCCCGAGCACCAGGGGAAGCCCAUCAUCCACUUCAAGCCCAACUGCGCCAACGUGGGGGACGAAGAGGAGGAGGAGGAGGAGGAGGACUACGGCGACGGGGAAGAAACGGCAGGGAAAGCUGCCAAGGCCGCCGGCUCCCCCCCGCACCCACCCAUCCCCACAGACAGCACCGCCGUGCCCCGUGCUGUUACCGGGCCUCCCCCCGCCACCCCCAGCACUGCACCCUCAGAGCCCAGCGCUCCCAGCACCGCCAGUCCUGCCCCAGCCAGCGCCACCCUCACCCCCACACCGGCCCCCAGCACCGCCACCGCUGCUCCUGCCCGCACCCCGCACCGAGCCACCGCCUCGCUGCCGACCCCCGUGGCGGCCACCGCAACAUUGCCCACCACCCCCGUGGCUCUGCCUGCUCCGGCCGUGCCAGAGGCCUCUUCCCUGGCCACAUCUUCAUCUCCCCGGCUGGUGUCAACCACACCGCUGGUCACCGCCACUCACACCCGGGGCACCGCAGGCUUCACGCAGCCUGCACCUUCCCCUCCGGCUGCGCCCCUGCCCCUGUGUCCCUGCCCCACGGCCGGGCUGGAGGUGCCGGUGCUGCGCUCGUGGGCAGCGGGGGAUGCUCUGCAGGGCGGGCACUGGGUGCUGGAUCACUGCUGCCUCUUGCACUGGGUGCUCUACCUCGCCUGCUUGGCUCUGCUGGCGCUGAGCGCGCUGGCCCUGGCAGCCUGGCUGUGCCUCGUGGGGUGGACCUCCUGGCACAAGUCCCUGCAGAGCCGAGAGGUUCCGUACCUGCUGCUGAGGCGGAGGGAGGCGGCAGGAGGCCCCGUGAGGCCCCUCAGCAGCCCCAAAAGCCUCCUCCAGCACACCCGGUUCUGCACCAUCAAAGAAGUGCAGUUGUACCCGCAGGUCACUUACUGCACGAUUAAAGACCUGGGCACACAGUGCAGUCCUCCGGCAAGUUCCUUCUGCACCACGAAGGAGCUCUGGAUCCACCAGAGCCCUCUGAAGGCUUCAUUCAGGUCCCUCUCCAGGAAGCUCACAGUCACAAACCUCGGCUCCCUGAGGACCCCUCCUGCUUACAGCCUGGACAGGGGCCUGGAGGCCAUCGGUGAGGUGAGAGUCAAAUACGCUGGCAACACCUUGUAAAUGCUUCCUCCCGUUCGGCAAGAGGUGGAGGGUCCCGGCUCUGCUUCAUGGGCCCCUCUUCUACAAGGGCAAGCUCUGCCUGCCCAGGGAAAGGCACCCAGCUCUUCCCUCCAGCGUCA